Zingiber officinale is the source of this 1625-nucleotide messenger RNA. RefSeq lists its product as uncharacterized. The coding region runs from base 260 to 1438 and encodes 392 amino acids. The transcript has a single exon. The record is from RefSeq and is a predicted model, not a curated record. Lineage: Eukaryota; Viridiplantae; Streptophyta; Magnoliopsida; Zingiberales; Zingiberaceae.
GUAACAACAACAACUCCAUGUUUGAGUACUAUCCAGGUCUUCCUCUCUCUCCUUCAAAAUCGUCUCCUUUUCUAGUUUCUUUCGUCUUCUGCCUCAAAAUUCCUCUCUUCUUCCCACAAAUCCUCUAGUGUUUCUGAUUUCACCUGAUCUCAGUUCGCUCUAUCGAUUUCGAAGUUCAUUUGAAGCUAGGGAUUUCAGGUAGGAUUUUGUUCCCGGUAGCUUUGAUGAUUUCUGCAGGAAGCGGUGACGGAGAGAGGACAUGAACAAUUCGAUGGUGGGCGGAGGCUUGCUCCCUGCCUCGGUCGCUGGGAUCUUUGAUCUCGACCCCGCCGUCAAUCACCACCCCCACCUCCAUCCCGGGCUCGGCUCCGGCAGCCAGAUGACCUCCCUCUUUGCGCCUUCCUCGGCCGGCGCGGCCACCAGCGACGACGAGGACCAUUUCCACGCCAGCGACGAGAACGGCCACGAUCCUCGCUAUCCGCCUGAUUCCGGAACUGGCGGAGGCAAAAAGGUCUCGCCUUGGCACCGUAUGAAGUGGACUGACGAGGUCGUGCGGCUGCUCAUCUCGGUGGUGGCGUACGUCGGCGAUCACGAUGAUGGCGCCGCGGACGCGUUCGAGGGGUCCGCUGCCGCCAGGAAGAAGCACGGCGCCUCCGUCCAGAAAAAGGGCAAGUGGAAGACGGUUUCGAAGUUGAUGCUGGAGAAGGGCUGCUACGUCUCCCCUCAACAGUGCGAGGACAAGUUCAAUGACCUCAACAAGAGAUACAAGCGGCUGAACGAGAUCCUCGGCAGGGGAACUUCCUGUCAGGUCGUCGAGAACCCACACCUUCUGGAUUCGAUGCCUCACAUAUCUCCCAAAGCCAAGGACGAUGUGAGGAAGAUCUUAAGCUCGAAGCACCUCUUCUACCAGGAGAUGUGCGCAUAUCACAACGGCCAGAGGAUACCCAAUUGCCAUGAUGUUGAUUUGCAAGCUAGCCAAGUAGCCAAGGUUCCUCCUACAAGGGAUAGUAGAGCUCACCUUGACGUCGAGGAUGAAGAUGAGGAGGACAAGGAUGAAGACAGUGAUGAAAGAAGUGAGGAAAUUGGCAACUGGGGGUUGGAGAGGUUCAUGCUUGAAAUCGAUGCCGUGCUUCAUGACACAACUAGAUCACCAUGGGAGUUGAGGGAGUGGUUCAAGAAACAUGCUUUGAUGCUCGAGGAGGAGAGGAUAGAGAUCGAGGCCGAAGCACUGGAACUGGAGAAGAAACAUUUCAAGUGGCAGAGAUUUCGUAGCAAGAAGGACAGGGAGCUCGAAAGGCUGAGGCUGGAGAAUGAGAGAUUGAAAUUGGAGAAUGAGCAUAUGAUAUUGCAGGUGAGGAGGAAGGAGUUGGAGCUUGGCACGGGGAACUUCGCCAAGCCAUUGAGCUCUUCUCAUCCUAUUGUGAAUCCAGUGAACUAGCAAUGCCACAAUAAAGAAGAAAGAUACUCCUCUUCACUACUACUACUACCUUGCUAGAGUGUUUUUCCCCUUGUUGGGUCUUCUGGUUAGGAAGAUACUGUUAAGGAAAGUUGUUUCCAUCUUUGUUAUAGUAUUAGUGCAGCUUGUUCUCGUCUCAUUUUAAUGAAUUUUGUUCUUCAUUUCUUCA